AAUAACUGACCUUUUUGUAAUUUCUUCCAAGGAUUUGUGUGGCCAGGAGUAGUGCACAUUCCAGCAAGUAAAAGAAACAGUGCUAGUUGGUCGAACAUGGCUGCUGUUCAAUACUUCUCUCAUUUCUUCUUCAAUACUUCUCCGCUCUUUCUUCUUCGGCUCCAGGUCGAACAUGGCAUCAUUGCGAGUACCAUUUUGCCUCUUUGAUUCUGCUCUCUCUAAAACCCCUCUAUGCUCACCCCCAAACCGCAUUAAAGGAGCUCCAGCAAGAACAGUAGUUUCUCUCUCUACCCAUCGCCCCAAAAUCCCAAAGAAGAAAGAGCGGACAAAGAGUACUGUCACCAGUACUACUCGCGCAGUUGCAGGGGUUGAACAAGGUGGGAGAUCAGAAUUAGCAGAGGAUGAUCGAACGGUGCUUGUGGAUCCAUCAUCUGGUGAAGAAGAAGAAGAAGUGAGGGGCGAAAGGGUUAAGGUGGCGGAGUAUGAUUGGAGGGAGGAAUGGUACCCUCUGUACCUCACUCAGAACGUCCCGGAUGAUGCUCCUCUAGGUCUCACCGUCUUUGACAAGCAGAUCGUUCUGUAUCGCGACGGCGCCGGCGAACUCAGGUGCUACGAAGAUCGCUGCCCCCACAGGUUGGCAAAACUGUCUGAGGGUCAGUUGGUUAAUGGAAGAUUAGAAUGCCUCUACCAUGGUUGGCAAUUUGAUGGAAAUGGUAAAUGUGUAAAUAUACCUCAGCUUCCAGCCAAUGCAAUAAUUCCUCGAUCAGCCUGCCUUAAAACAUAUGAGGUGAGGGAUUCCCAAGGAGUUGUUUGGGUGUGGAUGUCACAGAAGACACCUCCUAAUCCUGAGAAACUGCCAUGGUUUGAGAACUUUGCUAGGCCUGGGUUUCGAGAUGUGUCAACAACCCAUGAGCUUCCUUACGAUCAUUCCAUACUACUUGAGAACCUAAUGGAUCCUGCCCAUGUCCCAAUCUCGCAUGACAGAACAGACUGGACUGCAAAAAGGGAAGAUGCCAAACCACUACUUUUCAAGGUAACUGAGCGAACUGACCGGGGGUUUGCAGGCUCAUGGGGCAAGGAAAAUGAACCGUCCAUGCCAAACCUUUUAAGGUUUGAAGCACCAUGUGUUCUUCAAAAUAACCGAGAAAUUGUCGACAAUAAUGGAGCGAAACACUACUUGUCUGGCCUCUUCCUCUGCAGACCAUCAGGACAAGGAAAAUCCAUGCUCAUUGUGAGAUUUGGAGGAACAAAACAAUCCCGUCUUGUAAAUUGGAUUCCAAAAUGGUGCUUCCAUCAGAAUGCAAGUAAGGUUUUCGAGCAAGAUAUGGGAUUCCUUUCAUCCCAAAAUGAGGUUCUGAUGAAAGAAAAAGUUCCGACGAAGGAACUGUACCUUAAUUUGAGGUCAUCAGAUACUUGGGUGGCUGAAUAUAGGAAGUGGAUGGACAAGGUUGGACACGGAAUGCCUUAUCAUUUUGGUCACAGUACCAUUUGUCUGCCUAAAGAGCCUGCCAUUGUGGAACAUGCACCCGCUGGCCUGGUUGCUGGAAUUUCAGCAUCUCUACCAGCCAAGGGGGGAAUUGGAACAAUGCAUGCUCCAAAUUUUUCAAAUCGAUAUUUCCGGCAUGUAGUUCAUUGCAAAGGGUGCAGGGCAGUUGUAAAAGCUUUCCGGACAUGGAAGAAUAACCUUCUUAUCGUGGCUCUAGCAUCUACUGCUAUUGCAAUUUUGGUGAGUGGAAGGCAGUGGAGGGCCCUUCUUAUGGUUUCUGCGACUCUGUGCCUGGCUGGUGUGUAUGCAUGUUCAACUGCAAUUGCUAUGAACACAACGAACUUCAUCAGAGUACACAGGAGAUUGUAAACCAGCAGCUAUAUGGAUCACUUUUUGGAAGAGUUCUGUUUUAAUAGGGCUGAAAAGAAAAUUUGGUGUUUUCCAUUGCAGUUGGUGUUCCCAGCCACCCAACCCCAGUGCAUUGUUUCUACCCUUAUAUUUUCAUAUUUCUUUAUACACAAACAGCAGCUUCAAAAUGAAGACCUUUCUGUAGGUAAAUGAAGGAUAUACCACAAGAAAAUUUUCAA
This is a messenger RNA of Malania oleifera, 2073 nucleotides long. RefSeq names its product protein TIC 55, chloroplastic. The transcript is spliced from 3 exons. The record is from RefSeq and is a predicted model, not a curated record. Gene Ontology annotation, cellular component: chloroplast. The coding region runs from base 173 to 1855 and encodes 560 amino acids. Lineage: Eukaryota; Viridiplantae; Streptophyta; Magnoliopsida; Santalales; Ximeniaceae. Gene Ontology annotation, molecular function: 2 iron, 2 sulfur cluster binding; chlorophyllide a oxygenase activity. Gene Ontology annotation, biological process: protein targeting to chloroplast.